Acanthoscelides obtectus is the source of this 1562-nucleotide messenger RNA. The record is from the annotation of a GenBank genome assembly. NCBI's taxonomy places the organism in Eukaryota, Metazoa, Arthropoda, Insecta, Coleoptera, Chrysomelidae.
UAUAUGCCUUCCGCGUCUGUUAAUCUGACGUGAGUAUUGAAUGACAGAUUAGCAAAUUUUCAUCCGCACCCUGGCCAAAUUUACGUACGAACUUGAAAAUUCCUGUGACCAAAAAUGAGGGAAUGCAUCUCCGUCCACAUCGGCCAAGCUGGAGUCCAAAUUGGUAACUCGACAUGGGAGCUAUACUGCUUGGAACACGGCAUACAACCCGAUGGCACCAUAUCUCAAGCUCGGGAAAUCGUCUCAGAUAAUUGCUACGGGACCUUCUUCUCCGAGGUCGAGAAUGGAAAACUGGUACCAAGAGCUGUGAUGGUCGACUUGGAACCAACUGUCGUUGACGAGGUACGCACUGGGUGCUACAAGAAGCUGUACCAUCCUGAACAGCUGAUUACCGGUAAGGAAGACGCUGCUAACAACUACGCUAGGGGCCACUAUACAAUUGGAAAAGAGAUGCUCAAUAUCGUUAUGGAGAGAUUGUAUAAGCUUGCCGAGAACUGUCAUGGCUUGCAAGGCUUCUUCGUGUUCCACUCUUUUGGUGGAGGUACAGGCUCAGGAUUUACUUCUCUGCUGAUGGAGAAGCUGUCUCAAGAUUUUGGUAAGAAAAGCAAGCUGGAGUUUGUCGUCUAUCCGGCGCCUCAAGUAUGCACUGCUGUAGUCGAGCCUUACAACUCUAUCUUAACUACACAUUCAACCUUGGAUCACUCUGAUUGUGCUUUUAUGGUAGACAAUGAAGCGAUCUACGACAUCUGCAGGAGAAAGCUAGGAAUUGAAAGACCAGAUUACAUAAACCUAAACAGACUGAUCAGCCAAGUAGUAUCAUCGAUAACAGCGUCUUUGAGAUUCGAUGGUGCACUGAACGUUGACCUCACAGAAUUCCAAACCAACUUAGUUCCUUACCCCAGGAUUCACUUCCCUCUAGCCUCCUAUGCACCAGUUGUGUCUUCCGAAAAGGCUUUCCAUGAAGGAAUGAGCGUUGCAGAAAUAACAGCAGAACUGUUCGAACCAACUAACCAAAUGGUGAAGUGUGACCCAACGGAAGGCAAAUAUAUGGCAUGUUGCUUACUCUACAGAGGAGAUGUUGUGCCCAAAGACGUCAACGUAUCCAUAGCCUUGAUGAAGGCUAAGAGCAACGUUCGAUUUGUAGACUGGUGUCCCACAGGGUUCAAAGUUGGAAUCAACUACCAACCCCCCACAGUUGUUGAAGGUGGUGAUUUGGCGGCGGUCCAAAGAGCGGUUUGCAUGUUAUCGAAUACCACAGCUAUCGAAUCUGCUUGGCAGAAACUGAACAAGAAGUUUGAUUUGAUGUAUGCAAAGAGGGCCUUUGUCCAUUGGUACGUCGGAGAAGGCAUGGAACAAGGGGAGUUCGCUGAGGCUAGGGAAAACUUGGCAACUCUGGAGAAGGAUUACGAAGAGGUGGCCAGCGAGACUUUGGAUAGUGGAGAUGAGGAAGUGGAGUGAAUGAUUUUGAAUUUUUGGUAAUGACGUACGAGGUGCACGAAUACAUUUAAUCUUUGUCGAAUUUAAAUUAAUAAUAAAUUUUGGAGUAAAUUUGCAUUUAUAUA